GGUGUUUCCUCAGCAUGACAUACUGCAGUAACUCGGACACGUCCCUCACGCUGAUCCUGUCGCAGAGCUGAUCAUCAGGACGAGAGAGACGGGGCGUGUCCUCAUCCUGCAGACGUCACAGGGUUAGGGCUCAUGGGCCUGAACAGACCUACACAGCCGAGCUCAGAGCACCAGAACCGGAAGUGACGCAGUGCGGAAGUGGAGCGUUUAAACCCUUCCCCGGGACUCCGGGUGUGUUACAGCUAUGCGGCGGUGAGAUUAAAAUAUUUAUUAUAUAUUUAAGAAUUACGAAGAGCCACGACUGAGACUGGACACCAUGUCAACAAAGAAACUGGCCAAGGAGCUGGGGCUUAUCAGGAAGCGCACUCCAUCCUCCAGCUCACUUUCACACACAUCUGCUUCAAAUCAGCUGUUCUCAUAUCUGAUCGUCAUUGACUUUGAGUCAACGUGCUGGAGGGAGAAGAACAAUCAUGGACAGGAGAUCAUCGAGUUCCCCGCUGUACUGAUGAACACACACACCGGACAGAUAGAGUCUGAGUUCCACUCGUACGUCCAGCCGCAGGAACACCCGGUUCUCUCCUCCUUCUGUACAGAACUCACCGGCAUUACACAGGAGCAGGUGGAGGCGGGGCUUCCUCUGCACAUCUGCCUGUCCCGGUUUACACGCUGGCUUCACACACUGCAGCAGGAAAGAGACGUGGUGUUCCCGAGAGAUUACACACAGACACACCCCGCUGUGUCGGGGAAACCCUGUGCCUUCCUCACCUGGUCAGAUUGGGAUCUCGGUGUGUGUUUGCAGUACGAGUGUAAACGCAAGCAGAUCUCUAAACCUGAGGUUCUGAAUAGCUGGAUUGACCUUCGAGCUACAUACAGGAUUUUCUACUACCGCAAACCCAAAGGCCUUAAUGGAGCCCUGCAGGACCUGGGCAUCGAGUUCUCUGGGCGAGAACACUCCGGUCUGGACGAUGCCCGGAACACGGCUCGAUUGGCCUGGCGCAUGAUCAGAGACGGCUACAUGAUGAAAAUAACUAAAUCUCUGAGCAGGGCACCGCUGAAGUCUGGAGCGCCGGUGCGAGGUGUGUGUGCUGAAGGACGUGUGUGUAACAAGUGGGAAGAGAAGCAGCCGACACACACCGGCGACACACACACAGGGUUACACGCUGUGACAUCAUCACACACGAGUGUGUGUCAGAGUCUGGUGUCCCUGCACACCGUCCUGUCCUCCAUCACCACCCCGCUGCACACACUGACCGUCACACACGCGUCACGCCCGGACACACCCCUUACACAUGGGUCAUGCCUGGACACGCCAGUGUCUGAUUGGCCGGAGGACUUUGUGUUGACGGAAUUCGGGGAGUCUGGUUCCUAUGACGACGUGAUAGAGGACUUCUCUGAAAACGUGCCCCAUGACUCCGCCUCUCAUGUGUGUAAGACAAAGCCACGCCCACUUAACUCCAACCCCCCUUGUUCAAAUAAAGACCCAAUCAGAUCUCUGAAAGGAUUCGGCACAAGGACAACUCCCACAAUCCCUUUCUCCAUUUACAAUGACCAAUCACAUCAGUCCUCCUCCUCCUCCUCCUCCUCCUCCUCCUGUUCAGUGUUUCAUGCUCCUUCCUCCGAUCUGUCAUCAACAGUCAACCAAUCAGCUCGGCCCGCCGUCGCCGUCAACCAAUCAGCUUGCUCCUCUAUCCCUAUAAACCAGUCAAAACUCUCCUCUGUCUCUGUUAACCAAUCUGCUUGCUCCUAUUAUUCUAUCAACCAAUCACACAAUUCCAUCUCUCCCAACCAAUCAGCUCUCUCAUAUAUCUCCGUGAACCAAUCCGCUCAUUCCUCCUUUUCUAUCAACCAAACCCGACCUUCUUGCUCUGUUAACCAAUCAUCACUCUCCUCCUCCUCUAAGCAGUUGCCCCUCCCACCUCCAAGGGGUGGGCUUAAGAUCACGGCUCCGCUGUGUGAUUGUGGGCGGCGGUCAAGGAGGUUGACUGUGUGUAAUGGCGGACCGAACCAUGGCCGGGCCUUCUACACCUGUGCGGGGAGGAGGAGCUCAGGCCCCGCCCCUCGCGACUCCACCCAUCCAGGCUCCACCAAUCGUAUAAAUGGGUGUGGCUUCUUUAAGUGGGAGUCGGCACUGAUUAAGUCCUCAGCUGUCAGCAGAAACACUUCAGCGCUGGGCUCCAACCUGAGUACAGCGGCUUCCAGAAACUUCCGAUGACUUCCUGUCUGUCUCAUCCUAAACCUGUCUGUCUCUCACCCUAAACCUGUCUCACUCACUCCAAACCUGUCUGUCUGUCCCACCCUAAAUCUGUUUCAAUCACAGAACUGCCUCUCACCCUAAACCUGUCUCACCCUAAACCUGUCUGUCUCUCACCUAAACCUGUCUCACUCACUCCAAACCUGUCUGUCUGUCCCACCCUAAAUCUGUUUCAAUCACAGAACUGCCUCUCACCCUAAACCUGUCUCACCCUAAACCUGUCUGUCUCUCACCUAAACCUGUCUCACUCACUCCAAACCUGUCUGUCUGUCCCACCCUAAAUCUGUUUCAAUCACAGAACUGUCUCUCACCCUAAACCUGUCUCACCCUAAACCUGUCUGUCUCUCACCUAAACCUGUCUCACUCACUCCAAACCUGUCUGUCUGUCCCACCCUAAAUCUGUUUCAAUCACAGAACUGUCUCUCACCCUAAACCUGUCUGUCUCUCACCUAAACCUGUUUCACUCACUUCAAACCUGUCUGUCCCACCCUAAAUCUGUCUCACUCACAGAAUUGUCUCUCACUCCAAACCUGUCUGUCUCACUCACUCUAAACCUGUCUCUCUCUCUACCUGUCUCACUGAAUCAGGUGAUUUCUGUGUGUGAAAUGUGAGAAAAUGUUCCUCUAUACAUUCGCUAUAGGCAGCUGUGUGUGUGUGUGUGUGUGUGUGUGUGUGUGUGUGUAACAUCAGAAACAGUUUACAGAGUUUGUUAAAUGUAAAAUCAUGAAUUUUUAUAACUGUUUAUUUUACUUUUUUAUUUUUUAAUAAUAUUUUUGUGAUCAUUUGGAAUGAGAUGUAAAUUUAUUUUGUGUAGUCAUCAGUUUCUGCUCUAAUCACUCAAAUGAAAAUCUAAUAAUAAUGUACAUGAAUACUUUGUUUUCUUUUUUAUGAAUUUUUUAUUAACAUUCUGAGUAUUUGCUCAUUCAUGUUCACUUUCGGUUAUUUUUAUAUUUUAUAGAUUUUAUAUUUUAAAUUGUAAAUGUUAAACUUGCGGUAAAUUGCCUUAAAGGUGUCUGUAUUUUCAGUGUUGUGUGUGUGAUGAAUUAAAAUGUUUUGUAAUUGUUAUAUAUUUGGAUUAUUUUUAUUGUAAAUGACCUUAAAUUUAAUAAAAUUCAGAUUUACA
Messenger RNA from Ictalurus furcatus (blue catfish), 3374 nucleotides. It is a transcript of the gene eri2, whose product is annotated as ERI1 exoribonuclease family member 2. Gene Ontology annotation, biological process: exonucleolytic trimming to generate mature 3'-end of 5.8S rRNA from tricistronic rRNA transcript (SSU-rRNA, 5.8S rRNA, LSU-rRNA). Bases 317 to 2212 code for a protein of 631 amino acids. NCBI's taxonomy places the organism in Eukaryota, Metazoa, Chordata, Actinopteri, Siluriformes, Ictaluridae. The record is from RefSeq and is a predicted model, not a curated record. Gene Ontology annotation, molecular function: nucleic acid binding; zinc ion binding; 3'-5'-RNA exonuclease activity. The transcript is spliced from 11 exons.